AUGGAUUAUCUUCCAUAUUUCUUAAAAUAUUAUAAUGUUGAUCUACAACCAACUAAUUCAAACUGUAUCGAUAUAGAAUUGGCCAAAGAUCUCCUAUAUCCUGGUGCUCAUAUUGCAACUUCAAAUCCUUAUGAACAUUAUCAUCAUGGUAUUGUCAUCGAUACAAAUACACCUGAUAUAUCUAUAAUUCAUUUAUGGGGUGCUGAUAAAGAUAGUAGCCGAGUUCAGACAACUACAUUACCAAUAUUUAUUGCUGGUAGUAUAGAUGCUGUUGGUAAAAAUCUACGUCAUCUCUAUCUAGUUAAUUACGAUGGUGAUACCGUGGAAAAACAACAAACAACUGUUGAAAUAGCGAAAAACAUGCUUGAAAAUGCUGAUGAUAUUAAAUACAAUCUAGCUACUUCAAAUUGUGAAGGUUUUGCUUGUUUUUGUCGAACCCUCAAGUGGCAUAGUGAACAAAUAGAAAAACUUACGAAUAUAUUGAUAGAAAAUGCAGCAGAUAUAUAUGAAAAAGUUAAAGAUGCUGAUGAAAACAAUAGAAGAGACAUUUUCUCAUUGCUACAAGCUGGUCCAAUCGAUGCUUUGGAUCCAUCACAAAAAGAAUUGUAUGGGGAUUUUCGUGAGAAAUAUAAUUGA
This is a messenger RNA of Adineta steineri, 636 nucleotides long. The record is from the annotation of a GenBank genome assembly. NCBI's taxonomy places the organism in Eukaryota, Metazoa, Rotifera, Eurotatoria, Adinetida, Adinetidae.